ACUGUUUAGCGAUUUUUUUUGGAAGGCUCUGUGGGCGAAAACAAUAGUUUUGGGGAGGUAUUUAAACGUUUUAUAAUGGAACUACAUUCAGUUGAUAAGGACGUUCUGGAAGGAUAACAUGGAUUUCACUUUUGCGAGCGGCAAAACAACGUCAACAUAGUUAGUCACAAUGUUGGUCCUGGCUGGAAUCGUUGUUCUUCACAUUACUGCCAUCAUCCUGCUUCUGGUUGCAACCAUUGAUAACGCCUGGUGGCUCACAGACUCAGUGGCCACAGAUGUGUGGGGCCGGUGGGAACUGUCAGGCUCAGCUUGGCACUACACCAACCUCAAAGGAGACUAUGCUGAAGAAUACCUCCAGGUAGUGCAGGCCGGAGCAGUGCUGGCCUGCAUCUUCUCCAUCCUGGGCCUGUUUGUGUUCGUGGCUCAACUCUUCACCUUGUCCAAGGGCCAGAGGUUCACCUUCUCUGGAGCCUUGAUGCUCAUCUCCUGUCUGUGUGUAAUGAUUGCUGCGUCCAUCUACACGGACAUCUUCCACAAGCAGGACCAGGGCUGGUUCGGACACUCUUUCAUCCUGGCCUGGAUCUCCUUCGUUCUCACCUUCAUACUGGGCGUCAUCUACGUGGUCCUACGCAAGAAGAGCGAGUAGUGGAACAAGGAAUGAAGGGGAGAGGAGGAUUGUAAGGAAGGAUAGUUUUUAUUACGUUUUUGCAUUGUGUUGGAGAGGGAUGGAGGGUAGGGGUCUUAAUUUGUUUAUUAACAGUCCCAGUAUUCCGAUUUUUCUUGUGAGGAGGAAGGUGGUACAGAAGGGGGGAGAGCGGACCCCAAAGAAUUGUAUGCACAAUCAAUUUCUAUGCGGACUACUGCAUGCCUGUUCAAAUGGGAGAUUUGUCAUGUGUAAUUGAUAUAGUACUGUAUAUUUCAAGGUAUGCUACAUACCUGUUGCAGUACUUGAACAAUCAGCAAACAAGCUUAAUUUCCAGUACAUGUUUUAAAAGGAAUUUGAAUUUUUAUUUUUUAUAUCUGAAGUAUUUUAUAAUCAAUUGUAAUUGUUUUUUGAUCCAAAUACAUUGUAACCGUUUGUUGUGUAAUUGUCGUAACGUGUAUUCUAAGUGCAUUUUAAUAGUGUGUGAUUCUGAGUUUUGGUUGGCUGCUAUAUCAAAGUAAAUUUUAAUCACGUGUGUGAUUCUGAGUUUUGGUUGGCUGCUAUAUCAAAGUACAUUUUAAUUUGUACAAGUGAAAAAGGUCAACCAGGAACAGAGGUCAAUGCGGUGUAUGUAAUAUCACCAUUUAUUAUAAUGCAGUAGAGGGAUUCUGUUGUGUAAUUACAUUGGAAUUUAAGCCAUGUUUGUUCAGACUAUACAAUUUAUUAACAAAAUAAAAACGCUAGAAAAAAAAGCAGAUUUUUCAUUCA
Messenger RNA from Oncorhynchus gorbuscha (pink salmon), 1411 nucleotides. RefSeq names its product epithelial membrane protein 2-like. The record is from RefSeq and is a predicted model, not a curated record. Bases 170 to 646 code for a protein of 158 amino acids. Gene Ontology annotation, cellular component: plasma membrane. NCBI's taxonomy places the organism in Eukaryota, Metazoa, Chordata, Actinopteri, Salmoniformes, Salmonidae. The transcript has 5 exons.